AUGGCGGCGGUUUGCCGACAGCCUUCAGUCUGACAAACUCUGAGUUUUUAUUUGUGGUUUUUGUUCUCGGUUUCCGAUUAAAUAAACGAGCACGGAGACGGUGUCUGGGUGACGUCAGCAGCGUGUUUUGGACGGGUCCGGAAGUGGAUCAGCGGGUGAGAACCGGAGGUUUAAUGUCGUUACGUGUUUGUGGAUCAAACUCCAGAUAUACGGAACCAUCAAACCCAAUCACAGUCCCAGUUGGACCAGUGUGUGAUGGUGGAUCCAGUCUAAGCCAGUUGGACUGGGAGUCAUGGAGAAGUUCGGAAUGAGUUUCGGGGGCGGUCCCGGCAGGAAGGAGCUGCUGGAAACCAUCGAGUCCCAGAAGAAGCAGCUGGUCCAGUACCAGAGCCGCUUCAGGGAUGUGGUUCGGGCCUACAAGAGCCUCCUGAAAGAGAAGGAGGCGCUGGAGGCCAGCCUGAAGGUCCUUACCGUGACCCAGGAGGUAGACCUGAACCAGCAGGGCCAUGACACCAUCGCCACCGCUGACCUUCCAGAGGACAGCUGCUCACUGCACAGUGAGGACAGUGUGGACACAGUGGCAUCUGUGGACACACCCAGUGAGACCACCAGAGGGGAUCAGAGUGAGGAGGACCAGGGAGAACCAGGAGGACGGGCCGGCUCCGCUGUACAGCAGCCCCUGAGGUCGGAUCUGGAUGCAGGCGGCUCAGAGAGCAGUGGCGUUGGGGCAGAGCAGCAGCAGGCCACGCCCUCUGUCAGCGCAGAGGUGGAGCGGAGAGUCUCCCAGCUGAAGAACCAGCUGAGCACGCUCACCACCGCCCUCGCCACAGUGACGCAGGAGAAGUCCCGCAUGGAGGCGAGCUUCCAGGCUGACAAGCGGCAGCUGAAGCAGGAGGUGGAGGAGCUGCAGGAGCGCCUGGUCGCUGUGACGAUGGUGAAGGAGGAGGAGCUGCAGGCGGUGCAGCAACAGCUGGCGGAGAGCCGCGCUCGUGUCAUCACGCAGCAGCACGAGCGGGAGCAGGAGCAGGGAGACCACGUCCAGCAGCUCCGAGAGCUGCAGAGGAUCCUGCAGCAGGAGAGAGACCUGCGGCAGGACGCCGAGCUUCGCCUUCAGAACGCCAACACAACGCUGCUGCUGACAUCACAGGCCGUGGACCGGGGGGCGGAGUCCCAGGCCCACCUCAACCAGGUGAGGGAGCAGAGAGACGAGCUGCAGAGGAGGCUGCAGGCUGCCGAGGAGGACCAGAAGAAACCAGAUCCCAGAGUGGACCAGCUGCAGCGAGAACUUACUGAGCUGAAAAACCACUUUGAGCAGCAGAUCCACGCCGAGACCAGGAAGGUAUGCGAGGCAGAGGAGCGUGUUCGUGAGCGUGCUCAGGAGGCGGAGCUGAGGGUGGCCAGUCUGGAGCAGCGGGUGUCAGAGCUGUCAGAGCUGCUGGGCUCCAGCGAGCGGUCGAGGCACCGAGACCAGCAGACGGCUCAGAGGCUGCGGGACCGGAUCCUGCAGCUGGACACCGAGAAUAAGACGCUGGCCAUUGCCGCGUCCAGCAGGAUGACCUCUGACCCCGGCGUGGACGAUUCGCAGCUGGACGUGGGCGCGCUGAAGGAAAAGCUGGAGAAAGUGAAGAAGCUGCUGCUGCUGGCGGCUCAGAGGAACCCGGACCAGAACAUUCAGACCUUGGUGGAGGCCGAGCUGGAACCGAGCGCAGACAAAACCUCGGCCUUGUACCAACAGGAGCUGCGGACACUGCGGGACGAGUUUGAGCGCUACAAGCUGCGGGCGCAGGUGGUGCUGAAGAACAAGAACGCCAAAGACGGCUCCCAGGCCAAGGAGCUGGAGGAGGUUCGGGACCAGCUGGCCGAGCUCAAGGAGAAGUACAUCAACCUGCGCAUCCAGAGCGAUGAGGCCGAGACCCAACACCGCCGCACGCUGGAGGAGCGCCAGCAGCAGGCGGCGGCCCUGCAGCAGGCACACAGACAGGAAGUGGAGCGGGCAGAGGCGGUGCACCGCGACCACCUGCUGCAGCUAGAGGCGGAGCUCCACAAGCAGAGGGAGAGGACCAUGGCGCUGCUCGACGACAAGGACCAGGAGCUGGAGCGACUGCGGGCCGCUGUGCCCAGCUGCAGCUACGAUGCCGACAGGACGACUGACGACGAGCACGAGACCGGCCCCGAGAGCGAAGGCGACAUCAUCAGCCAGGCACUACGGCGGGCCGCGCCCAAUGAGCCCACGCUGCUGCUGUACGCUGAGCAACUGGCCCGCAAGGAGGCAGAGCUAGGCGGGCUGCGGCGGCAAAAACACCGGCUGGAGGAUGACCUCCACAAUCUGCAGGCCAGGCUCAUCGCCAACAGAGAGCGCCACGAGGAGGAGGCUGCUGAGCUGCGAGGACAACUGGACAAACUGGUCCGAGAUCAGAGCCGAGAGGGCGCCAACCUGGAGUACCUGAAGAAUGUCAUCUACAAGUUCCUGACACUGCAGGACGCCAGCGGGAGACAGCAGACACUUGGCGCCAUUCUCACCAUCCUACACUUCAGCCCACAGGAGAGACACGAUGUCCUCAGGCUGCAGGGACACACCUGGUGGAUGUCCAACAGGAAGUAAUAGCGUCCUCAGGCUGCAGGGACACACCUGGGGGACGUCCAACAGGAAGUAACGGUACCCUCAGCUGCAGGGACACACCUGGGGGACGUCCAACAGGAAGUAACGGCGCCCUCAGCUGCAGGGACACACCUGUUAAUAAAAAGUUGAGGCAAAGCGGUUUGUGAUGGAUGCGAGGGGGACGGAUGUGACUGUGGACGGACAGAUGUGACUGUGGACGGACAGAUGGACAGAUGGACGCCUGGUUCCUGAUGAUUCUGAGGGUUUAGGGUCACAGUGAGGAAACGGUUCAAACUUCAGAUUUCUCUUCUGUAUAUUUUUGAUUCCUCUUGUUGAAAUUAAACUAUUUCUCCUGCUUCACAAAA
Plectropomus leopardus (leopard coralgrouper) is the source of this 2964-nucleotide messenger RNA. RefSeq names its product GRIP and coiled-coil domain containing 1 (gene gcc1). NCBI's taxonomy places the organism in Eukaryota, Metazoa, Chordata, Actinopteri, Perciformes, Serranidae. The record is from RefSeq and is a predicted model, not a curated record. Gene Ontology annotation, cellular component: Golgi apparatus.